Molecule: messenger RNA, 901 nt
Organism: Pistacia vera
Lineage: Eukaryota; Viridiplantae; Streptophyta; Magnoliopsida; Sapindales; Anacardiaceae
Product: glutathione S-transferase 2-like
Exons: 10
Coding region: 90-773 (227 amino acids)
Biological process (GO): glutathione metabolic process; L-phenylalanine catabolic process
Cellular component (GO): cytoplasm
Molecular function (GO): glutathione transferase activity; maleylacetoacetate isomerase activity
Source: RefSeq, a predicted model, not a curated record
GCAGACAGAACAUCGCCGUUAUAAACCAGCGUGAAACUGAAGUUGUCUAGCUUUAAACUUGCUUGACUCAUCAGUAUCUUGUCUUUAUCAUGGAUUGCAAGAAUCAGAAAGUAACCGGUAAUUCCUCGUCUUCUUCUUCAAAGCUUAUCUUGUACUCCUACUGGCAGAGUUCGUGUUCAUGGCGUGUUCGUUUCGCUUUGAACCUUAAAGGGCUUUCCUAUGAGUACAAAGCAGUGAACCUUUCAAAAGGAGAACAGUUUAAUCCAGAGUUUGAAAAAUUAAAUCCUCUUCAUUAUGUCCCAGUGUUAGUUGAUGAUAAUGUUGUAGUCUCGGAUUCCUAUGCCAUCUUGCUGUAUUUGGAGGAAAAUUAUCCUCAAAGACCGCUGUUACCAGCUGAUCCUCAGCUAAGAGCUUUGAACCUCCAGGCUGCCAGCAUUGUUAACUCUAGCAUACAGCCUCUUCAUAAGCUAUCAUUGCUGAAAUAUAUUGAGGAGAAAUUUGGUCCAGAAGAGCGAAUUUUAUGGGCUCAGUCUAACAUAGAAAAAGGUUUCCUUGCUCUUGAGAAGUUGUUGAAAGAUUAUGUUAGCAGAUAUGCCACUGGAGAAGACGUAUACAUGGCUGAUGUGUUCCUGGCACCACAAAUUGCAGUGGUUAAUAGGUUUAACAUUGACAUGUCCAAAUUCCCUACUUUAAGUAGAAUAUAUGAAUCAUACAAGGCUUUACCAGACUUCCUAGCCUCAUCACCAGAAAGACAACCAGAUGCAGUGUGUUAAGUAUGUUUUUUCUUCCUCUGUAUUACUUUAUAUGUACCAAUUGAUCUUGUAAUGUGUAUCACUUUUCCUGUGUUGUUUUUAUGAUUGUAUUCUAUAUGCCUAUUCAUAAUGAUGAGAUUAUUCUCUCU